GUGUGUGUGUGUUGUUGUUGUGUGCGGCAGCAGCGGCAGCAGACGGAGCAGAGUCGCAGAGCUCUGGCAGCAGUCAGAUCCAUAGUCUAUCGCUUCGUAGUCAUGAUGGGUCAUUCGACCAAAUGCUUGGAUCUUGCCACAUAUUGGGAUAAUUCGAAACAUCGGUGUGUUUCUUGUUCGAUAAAGCCUGGAUAUGAAGUCACUCCAAACUGUGGAAUUGACGACCAUGGAGGUCGGCACGAGCGCCCCUUCAGAGAGUGCGCCAGCGGCACUUUCAACGACGGCUCGCGCGCAGAUUGUCGGGCCUGCUCCCUUUGUGGCCCCGGCAGCUCUCCCAUGAGAAACUGCAGCACAACCGCAGACACAGAAUGUCCCCCCCGACCUAGCGUCGCAGUUGCACACACAACGACACACCCAAAUCUCACAGCAGAGUUGAAAGUUCCCACCAUCCCUGCUGGAGUGUGGAUGAUCUCGUUAGCCGUAGUAGCCGUCCUGUCUGUGAUACUCUUGGCCUUCGGUGCAGUCAUUUCAAAAAGGCGUAAAAGAGGUGACCGUGGCAGGAUGUGCUGCAAAGGGGGAUCAAUGUAUCAAAAUCAGGACUUUUCUGGUUCCUCCUCAGCUGGUCAAAGUGAUCUGGAGGAAAUUCUCAACGACGUCCUUUCAGCCCCAGUACAGACAGUGCUGGACGACCUGGAUGUUCUGGAGGAAUUGGUGAUUCUGUUGGACCCAGAAACCCAAGGAAAAAAGAACACAAAGCAUCUGGCCUCCCACUGCUCCUUUCCCUCCACCUGGAUCACCUACACCUACUCCAUGAGGGACAGCAAAAGUCCCCUAAAAGCCGUGCUGGAGGGGAUUUCCAGCAAACACCCGGACUGGACGGUGGGUCACCUGGCCAAGCUCCUCAAACAAAUGGACCGCAACGACGCCGUUGCUGUUCUCGCCAAGCUCAAGCAGUAUGACCAGAAUUUUUUUUAACCUUUUUUGUUGUUUUUUAAACAUUACGAUUAAUUUAGGCAGCAGUACAUUAAGACUUUUAGCUUUUCAAAAUGUUUUAAAACGGAACUUUCCUGCCGGUUUCACUAAAUAUUGAACAUUUUUGACAGCACUGAAAGGGGAUCCCACCAAUUCUGUAUUUACAUCCACUUAUCUGUUCUCAUUUACUUUUUCUACCUGCCUAUAUCAUAAUCUUUUUCCAUUUUCACUUCUUUUAUGAAUAUGAGUUUUAGAACGUACCUCUGGUGUUAUAUUUAACAAAAAGGGUACAUUUUUAUUGACUUUUUUACAAAUGUAAUGACUUUUUAAGCUGCUAUUUUUUAAUAUCCGUCUUAUUGUUGCUGUUAAAAGCAGAUCUUAAUCUUCAUUCAGGCUGACAUGGAGACAAAAAAAAAAAACUCUUUCCUGUUAUACAUCCUGUUACUUUUCAUAGUGCAAACAUGUUGAGCUUUAUAAAAACAUCUGAAUGUACUUUUACUGCCCUCAGCAGCAAUCAUUUUUUAUUUGGUAUCUUAAAAAAAUAUCAAAAUGUAAUAAAAAAUUCAUUCACU
This is a messenger RNA of Oryzias latipes (Japanese medaka), 1544 nucleotides long. RefSeq names its product IGF-like family receptor 1 (gene igflr1). Gene Ontology annotation, biological process: signal transduction. Gene Ontology annotation, molecular function: protein binding. The record is from RefSeq and is a predicted model, not a curated record. Lineage: Eukaryota; Metazoa; Chordata; Actinopteri; Beloniformes; Adrianichthyidae. Gene Ontology annotation, cellular component: plasma membrane.